Molecule: messenger RNA, 321 nt
Organism: Puccinia triticina
Lineage: Eukaryota; Fungi; Basidiomycota; Pucciniomycetes; Pucciniales; Pucciniaceae
Exons: 2
Coding region: 1-321 (106 amino acids)
Source: RefSeq, a predicted model, not a curated record
AUGUAUCCUGGCCACAUUAUUGGCCCGCAAGCCCUCCAAUGUUUUCUCAGGGAAGAGGCCAAUGGCCCUUGGGUACAAGUCCUGGAACAGCUUCCCGCAAUAAACCGGCAACUUGCAGACCAGCAUCAGCAACUUCAAGACAUGAAUGAAAGGUUCCGGCGCAUUGAAACUGCAACUGUUGGACUCCUCAAACUUUUCACCCCUGCCCGCGGCCUCUUGGACCAGUACCAACAGCCUCUGCCCAAUCUACCUGCACCCGCUCAGCCAAAUAAACCUGCACCUGCUCGACAUUAUUGCAACUUACGACCACAACACGGCUGA